AUGGUAACCGGCCAGUUUUCUGUUGGGAAAACGACUCUUGUUAAGCUGUUAGCUGGAGAAAUUAUACCUGAUGGUCGACAUCCGACAGAUGGGAUUUCUCUGGUAGAAGGUCGCUGUGGCCUAGAUAUUCUUACAAAAGAGUGGAUUCUUGUUUAUCAAGACUCUUACAAUGCCCUGGAUGUUGUGUACCAUAAGGUUUUAAUGACCUCUCUGGAAGAAGAGGAGGAGAGUGAACUUACCAACAAAGCUUCAGAUACAAGCCCAACUGGUUAUGCAAAGGCUGCACUUUCCUCUUUGCCCUCAGAACAGUCUGCAGCAGCACAAUCUCUACCAUCUACGAAAUCCUCCAAUGUGCCUCACACGGUAAAACAGAUGGAAAAGAAAAUGAGAACAAGAAUGACUAAAGAAGAAAUAAGAAAGAAAAUGGAAAAGGUCCUCAAAAGUGGGAAGUAUAAGAUGAAAGUUGGACGUCUUAUCUUCUGGGAUUUUGGUGGACAAUAUGUUUAUCUAACAACACAUCAGACCUUCAUGACAUUCCGGGCAUUGUUUCUUGUAGUAUUUGAUGGGAGCAAAGAUUUGCAUGAACAGGUCCCUGAUGUGAUGUGUUUUCCAGGGCAGCACAUGACGCCAACUCCAGCAGUAUUCUUGCAAUAUUGGGUCAAUUCCAUCUUGACCUAUUGUAAGGUUGUAUAUGCAGGCAUUCCAAAGAUCUUGUUUGUUGCCACUCACAAGGACAAAGUACCAACGGAGAAUAUUGCGACCAGACGUGAAGAGCUUUACAGAGGAAUUGAGGAAUUGUUUAAAGACCACGAGGGAAAACAUCAUCUGGUCCUUAGACCUCUAAUAUUUGUCAAUGCCAAAGAUCAAGCCGACCCAGAAAUAGAAGUUCUGAAGAAAACAAUAACAGAACUAACAUUCGACCACCCAUGCUGGGGUGAAAGGAUGCCGAAUGCAUGUGUUCCACUGGAGCUUGAGAUCGCUGAACUAGUGGCAGAAGGAAAGCAAAUAAUGUCAUUGGCUGAAGUUAAAGAAUUAAAUGCUAUCAGCGAGGUGUCUGUCCUGUCUCCUGAGCAGUUGACCGAUUUUCUACAUUAUCAACAUUCUCUAGGGAAAAUUGUCUAUUUUGACACACCACAGCUAAGAGAUAAUGUUAUCAUCAGUCCCCUUCUUAUGGUGGAAGUUAUGAGAUCUUUUAUUACUGAUGUUGAAUUCUGGCCAAAAGAAGAUAACACAAGAAAAACCUUCAAAAAGAUGUCUGAAAAUGGAAUGAUACAAAAAUUAGACCUCUACCAGAUUUGGGAGCAAGAAGAAUUUUGUCAGAUAUUACUCUUUAAAGAGUACAUAUUUGAUAUGCUGAUACACCUUGAUAUCGUAUCUGAACAGCGUAGAUAUGAUACAAAAACAGGAAGUCGGCUACCAGUAGAACACUUCUUUGUACCCUGUAUGCUUACCCAAAGAAAUGAUACAGAUUUCUUGUCACAAGAAUGUACACCAGAGAGGACUGUUAGUUUGGCCUUUGUUUUUAACGGAACCGUUGUUCCUCCAGCUUUACCGAAUCGUCUCAUAUGCGCAUGUCUCAGUAUGUGGACAUUGAAGCAAUACCGUGGAAGGAAACUUAUGUUUUCUGGGUUUGUGGGGUUAUCAGUUGAUAAAGAGCAUGAUAUCGUUGUCUGUGUAGAAGGAAAUAAGAUCUUAUUGCACCUAGUCCACAAGCGCUCCAAGGGUUUGAUAAUACCUGAUAUAGCCACCAGUGUCCGGGAUUGUUUGUUUGUUACUUUAGAGAGAAUCUCCGAAUUUUAUCAGUUCACCAUCCAUUGUAAAGCCAGCAGCAAGUUACCCUUCCACACUGAGUAUUCAUGCUCGAAAUUAAACUGUUUCACAUCAGAAAAUAAGAUGGCUUCCGAAACUGAGGAAUCUCUUUGUGAACACGGAGAAAACCUUAAAAAUAACUGGAGUAUUUGGAACAAGAAAAGGGAACAAAAGCAGUGUGAUGCUAAUUGUCCAGGUUUGAGUGAAGAUGCAUUAUCUCAGAUCCCAAGUAACACAGAGUUGCUUCGUCUGUCUAAUCAUUGUGAGGCACAUAUGCUACAUGAAUUGGCUCUCCAUCUUGGAAUGGACGAGAUGGUAUGGAGUGAUAUGGUAGAGAAUUACCCAACAAAUACACAGAUGGUUAAAUUUUUGACGCUUAUUCAUUUGAAAGAGAAUAAUGAAAUCAGUUUCGCAGAAUUGGACAACGGAUUGAGAGAAAUGGAAAUAACAACACAUAAAUUAUGUGUGGUACGUCGGAGAAAACAAGUGAAAUCUGGUAUUCCUGACGAUAUUCUAGACUGUAUUCCAUCAGACGAAAUUUUAGAUAGAUUAGCACCGCUGGUUGGCAAUAUAGUUCUUCAACUAGGAAUAGAACUUGGACUUUCUGUAGAAGAGAUAGAGAGUAUUAAAGUGAAACGUGAUCGUGAUUUGACAGCACAGAAUAAGGAAGUCUUGUUUGCAUGGAGGAAAGACAGAACAGUGAAACCUACAAUACGGGUACUUGAGCAAGUUUUUGUAGAUAUUGGUAAAGGAGCAAGGUGUUUAAAGGAGGUUGUAAAGGACGUUGAUCCCAAUACACUUAAAGCAGUAGAAAUUGUUACAGAUAGAAUCAGAGAAAACGAAAACAGAAUCAUACAGGACGUACAAACCAGCCAAAUUUUAGACCAUAUGAUGGCACAUCUGGUGAUAUCAGUAGAUGACAGACGUCGUAUUGAACAACAUGCUGGACAAGAUGAUCAGAACAAAGCAUUGCUGGAUAUUGUGACCAAAAUGCGAGAACCUGCUUACAGUGUAUUUGUUGAUGGAUUACGUAUUUAUGGAUACAAAGAUAUCGCUAAUGAUUUGAAAUGUGAUUUCAGUCCAAGUCCAACAUCAGCAUCUGCGGAAAAUGAAGGCUUAUCAGUUUGUAAUGUUCCAUUAUAUAAAGUUCGUCUACAAAAGAACUACCUCAAGGUCAUCACUGAUAUACAACACGAGAACAUAGUCGAUCAUCUAAUAUCAAGAGAGGUAGUGUCAGUUGAUGAUGGGAAGAAGAUAGAAUCUGGUAAAACACCACAGGAAAAGAACAGGAAUUUAAUGGACAUGCUGUUGCGUAAAAAUGAACAGGGAUUUAAUGAAUUUCUCAAAGCCCUACGAAAAGACUCAAUUUAUGCAGAUUUAGCAGAUCAAAUAGAGAAGACAGAAGUUACUAGCACAGAUAUGGCAACUCUUUAUAAAUGCUUCAAAUAAAAUAAAAGUAAUUUCUUUCAGAAAAAACAGCUAGGAAAACCAUCAGUUAACAAUUAAUAGAAGAAAGUAUUGUCAAUCCAAGGCAUUACGAUUUGGUCACUUCAAUAAUCCACUGUAAAUUCAAAAAUUAUUGCGUGCAUUUAUUAUUGCCUUUUUUUUAAAUGGGACAAAAAAGCGAUAGUAAUUAUAACAAUGUCAAAAGAAUCUUUAUACUAAUAUAUGUAUCAGUUUAAGAAUUUGAGUUCUUAUUAAUGCGAUACCUACUCAGUCGCAUUUUUCGCAUUAAUAAAAACCUCAAAAUAAAUUCUGAAUUUACAAUAUGUAAAUGAAUCACAAUGUAAUAGUGAUAACAAUCUUUUAUCUUAAACAUAUUUCAUAUGUGAGUGUCAUGUAUGGUAAGGAAAAAGCUAAAAUAUGUACUAACCCCUUUUAUGAGAGUUGAUUCCUACAAUCCCAAUAUCCAUUUGACGUGGCUCAGUAGUUAUACAGCCAGUCAUUUUGUUAUUGUGCUAUGGUAAAUUUUUGUAUUCUCGCUUUCGUUUUUGCCAAUAUGCUUUGUCUAUAUGCCUUUUUGAUUUUUUUAUAAUGAUUUAGACUAUAACACAAUGUUUACUGCUGUAUCCUUAUUUUUGACAAUUUUACCUAUUAUGUCUAUUUACUUUGUUCACACACUGGCGUCAAUUUAAUGGAAUUCAAUGCGACUUUUAUACAAGUGAGAGGUUUAACUAGCUAGAAACCAGGUUCAGUAUACCAUUUUCGACAUAAGCAAAUGUUUGUACAAAAAUAGGAAUUUAAAAGUUUUUAUCCAUUCAUGUAGCGUGUUUGAGCACAUACGUCUAGAUGAACAAACCUUCGUGUUUUUGAUAAUACAUAAUUUUGUAAACAGAUAAUUUGCACAUGUGAUAUGUCAUAACUACUGCGCUGGUUAUACCCGUUAGAACGUAACAACCGCCAGUAGUUGCAUCAACCCGUUGUAAAAACUCGUAAAGUAUACUUAAUUUGUUAAGCUGGUGGGUAAACCAGCUGUGUUUAGAAAUCAAUUAAAUUUAAACUUAUCAUCAUUUGUAAAGUUACUUUUUUUUGUAUAGUUAAAUAAUACCAUUUACAUGUUGGACAGAGAUCAACUGAUGAACUGCUAGAUUGAAAUUGUUUGUAAAUAAAUGGCUAUUAAUAUGUCUUUCUUUCUGUAAUGUGUAUACAAGUAUAAGUCUAUAUUUGUAAUUCCCCAUUUACAAAGGUUGCAUUUCUGUAAAUAUAAACAGUGCAAUUUAUCAGUAAACAGGACGGUGUAAUUUCUCAGUAAGCAGGACAGUGUGAUUUCUCAGUAAACAGGACAGUGUAAUUUCUCAUUAAACAGGACAGUGUGAUUUCUCAGUAAACAGGACAGUGUGAUUUCUCAGUAAACAGGACAGUGUAAUUUCUCAGCUUCUUUUACAGCUUUAACUGUACCAUGUUUACACUGAAGUUUCGCAUGAAUUUGUAUCCAAGAAUGGAAAGUUCAUUAGCACUUUUAUUUUUCAAAGGUCAAAACUUAAGUCUGUGCAGCAUGUUUUCAACAAUUAUAUACCUCAAACUUAUAAGAGUUUAAACUGAUACACAAAGUAUGUACUUUCUCACCCUUCACGUUUGGUCAUACUCAGAAUUUAGUUUGGCAGCUACACAUGUGUAUUUAUACUAGUUAAAAAUUACAGGUGUGUAGCUGAACUAUGGAGAUGAUACCAGUAAAUAAACUAAACAUAAAAUAUAUAAAUAUCUCCUCUAAAUACAAUAUUUAAUAUAUACUAUUUUAAUAAAUUUUGAAAAAAAACCUACAUAGCUACAAUUACGAGUUUCAUUUCAUUCGUAACUUUGUAUAUCAAUAACUUAAAGCUGUUCAAUAAUACCUUAAUAGUUAAUUUAGUUCUAAAUCUAAGUCUAAUAGAUACUAAAGUAUGUACAUAUGAAAUAACUAAAUCAAAGACCGAAUCUUGUCCUUCAUGCAUUUCUUAUGGGGGUGUCCGAGUUAUUAUAUAGUCUAAUGGAUACUAAAGUAUGCACAUAUAAAAUAACUAAAUCAGAGACCGAAUCUUGUCCUUCGUGCAUUUCUAAAAACAUGACAGCAGCUAAUUUAAAUGUAAGCUUGUAAAUAAAAAUGUCUCUUCAUCAAUAAGGUUUUGAACAAAAAUGCAUGUAAUGCAUAUUCACCAUUUCCUUUCUCAAUUUUAUCUGUUAUAUCAAAUGAAAUAAUGGUUAUGCCCCACGUACGAUAGUAGAGGGCCAUUAUGUGUUCUGGUCUGUGUCUCCUGUGUAAAGUUCAGGUUAAAGUUUUUGGUCAAAGGUAGUUUUUCACGAAGUUAAAGUUACAUUAAUUUGAAACUUAGUACACAUGUUCCCUUUGAUAUGAUCUUUCUAAUUUUAAUGCCAAAUUAAAGUUUUGACCCGAUUUUCACGGUCCACUGAACAUGGACUAUGGACACAUUCUUGUUCAUUCAUCAGAAAAACGGAAUUUGAAUUCAAAUAGAUCAGUGAUAAUUGUUUGGUUAUAUUAUAUAAUCAAAUAUUUGAAAGUGUUUGAGAACAUAUCACAAAACAUUUAUGGACUUACAAAUUGUGCGUCUCUACCGUUAUCUACACCAUGUGUUGUUUCUUUGUGUUUAAGCGUAAUGCUAUACAACUUUCUGUUUGAUUUGCCCUUUUAACAUUUUUAUUAUAUUCAAUAAUAUUCAAUAGAGAUUAGAUUUUGUGAGGCCCCUCAUAUAUAGAAACUUUGUUAUUUACAAAAAAUUAUGAUAUGAUACAGUUGUGUUUUGUUGUUGAUGUUAUUAUUGUAGCACGUUGUGUGUAAGAACUGUCUUAUGUUUGUAUAUAUGUAUAAACUGUUUGUGC
Molecule: messenger RNA, 6123 nt
Organism: Mytilus trossulus (common blue mussel)
Lineage: Eukaryota; Metazoa; Mollusca; Bivalvia; Mytilida; Mytilidae
Exons: 11
Coding region: 1-3258 (1085 amino acids)
Biological process (GO): signal transduction; regulation of apoptotic process
Molecular function (GO): protein binding
Source: RefSeq, a predicted model, not a curated record